Messenger RNA from Drosophila takahashii, 1762 nucleotides. It is a transcript of the gene Charon, whose product is annotated as charon. Gene Ontology annotation, molecular function: protein binding. The record is from RefSeq and is a predicted model, not a curated record. Lineage: Eukaryota; Metazoa; Arthropoda; Insecta; Diptera; Drosophilidae.
UCGCCACCUUGCCAUUCCGUGCAGCGUGUCUUGGGGAAAAACCAACUUAUAUUUAUUUUGGAUCCAUCUAAACUUGGAAUUCCCCCGAAAUCGAUCGCAAACAGAGCAAUCUUAUCGCUGGCAGAUAUUGUACACUCGAGUAGUAUUCUGAAACUCGGUCACGAUGAAGAAAGUGCUAUUAACGAAAUCGCAGCACAUUCAGCCAGUUGGAUCAGGCACAUCCGAUCUUUUGCUGACCAAACAGGCAGCUGCUCCAGUUAUAUCCAGGGUUAUAUCCAUGCCCGCUCCACUGGGCACCACCACCUACAUCCAGCGCAAGUCCUUCCAGCCCGUCUACGAGGACAUUUUCAGAUUACUCAUGCGAAUUCCCGAUAAAGCUCUGGUUUCACGGGUAAUCGACGCCAUGAACGGUCGUAAUAGUAGCGAUAAGAUCGCUAUCUCAAAUCAGGGUAAACAAUGCUCUUGUGGAACCGGGGCCCAAAAAGUGGAUGCCUCUACGCAAACAGAUGCGCAAACCGAAGAAAGGACUGCCAAAUCCGAGGAAAAGUUUGCCAUUAAGAAUGAAUCAUCAGAAUCGAUGGGGAGUACCAAUAACCACCUGAAGAGUCCAAGUUCCACUGCCCUAGAAACACCCACAGAACCCGUAAAAGUUCCUAAAAAGCGCGGAAGAAAGCGAAAUACGUGCGUGCCACAGGUGGUCAAGAGAUCAGCGGCCGAAAUGGCGCUCCAGGAGCGGGAGGAGAAGCAAUUGACUCCCGUGGUCACCAAGAAGAAAAAGCAGGAGGUUUCAGAUUCCUCAAAUUCAGGGAAAAAUCGAAACUCUAAUGCAACCCCUCUGCGUCGCAACUCCGGCUUUUCCGAUAUAUCCAUAGACUUGGAUGCGCUCACUAGGGUGGAGGACUAUAUAGAUGGCAGCAGCAAGGACCGGAUUAUACGCAUUAUGGCCAAUACAUUCAAGAAUGCGCGUGUAAUGUCCGAAGAAGGAUUGCUGCCCAUCCACGAUGAAAUACUUCACGGUGAUGUGUACGGCGUUAAGCGACAGAUGUUCGUCUGCGAUCACGCCAACGUGGACAUCAACGAACUGGUCAGCAACGAUGGCGAAGAUUGCCUGGAACUUGCCCUCACCCACGACACGGAUCCGGAGAUCAUAUCGAUCAUUUUGAAGGCUGGCUGCCAGACCGAUCACCUCUACGAGAACUCAAAUACAGCGCUCCACCUGGCGGUGAUAAACAAUAUAAAUAUAGAGUCGAUUAGGCUACUGAUGCGCCGCAUCGAUCUUAAUAGUCUACUGCUGACCAACGACGAUGGUUACACAGUUUUGCACCUGGCCGUGCGUAAUAAUCAGUUUUUGAUUGCGGAAGCGAUACUGGACAUUAUAGACGAGCGGGAUUUGGGGGAUCCGGUGUACAGGAGAACCCAGGAGACUCCGAAUGAAAGGGACGAGAAGGCCUUUGCCAAGUACUACGAUCGCGCCUGCGAAAGACUCGAGAUGAGCAAACACAAGUUGAAGAAUCGGCGACGUAAGCUGAACAUUAUUAAUGCCUCCGAGGCAAGGGGCGGCAAUACGCCCCUUUUCUAUGCCGUCGAAGGGGAACAGGAACACCUAUGCUAUUUCCUGCUGGCUCACCUGGCCGAUCCGGAUGAGGAGAACUUGAGUAUGCACUCACCGAAAUCGUUUCACUACGAAUAUGCUCGGACAUUAAGGAUUAACCUGAAAGUGGCACGCGUCAUGGAGAAAGUAGUUGGCAUAUUGAAUACUUGA